This is a messenger RNA of Dromiciops gliroides (monito del monte), 1614 nucleotides long. It is a transcript of the gene YDJC, whose product is annotated as YdjC chitooligosaccharide deacetylase homolog. The record is from RefSeq and is a predicted model, not a curated record. Lineage: Eukaryota; Metazoa; Chordata; Mammalia; Microbiotheria; Microbiotheriidae. The coding region runs from base 1 to 921 and encodes 306 amino acids. Gene Ontology annotation, molecular function: deacetylase activity. The transcript has 5 exons. Gene Ontology annotation, biological process: carbohydrate metabolic process.
AUGAACCGGCCCCGCGUGCAGCUCGUCGUCACCGGGGAUGACUUCGGCUACUGCCCGAGGCGCGACCAGGGCAUAGUGGAGGCCUUCCUGGCGGGGGCGCUGACCGGGGUCUCCCUCCUGGUCAAUGGCGCGUCCGCGGACACCGCGGCCCAGCUGGCCCGCAGGCACCGUAUCCCCGCCGGCCUUCACGCCAACUUGAGCGAAGGGCGGCCCGUGAACCCCAACCUGGGCUCGGAGGCUUCCCUGAUCGGGCCCGGUGGCUUCUUCUUGGGCAAGAUGGGCUUCCGCAAGGCGCUGGCCGAGGGCCGGGUGGAGAUGCCCCAGGUGCGGGAGGAGCUACUGGCGCAGUUCAGCCGCUUCCAGGACCUGCUGGGCCAUGCGCCCGCCCACGUGGACGGCCACCAGCACGUGCACGUGCUCCCAGGUGUGCGCCAGGUGUUCGCUGAGGUGCUGCGGGAGCACGGGGUCCGCUACACCCGGGUGCCGGUAGAGCCCGGCCUGCGCAGCUGCGAGUGGCUGGAGCCCCAGCUGCGGACCUUCGCCCUGGCGGUGGAGGAGGAUGCCCGGGCCGCGAAGGAGGCGUUCCAAGAGCUAGGCCUCAGGUGGCCUGAUGCAUACAUUGGCUUGAGCACUAUGGGCAAAGACAUGUCUGUGAGCAGAAUCGAGGCUGCCAUUGACCAGGCCGUGGAGAGCGUCCUGGGCCCAGAGGAUAUCCUGCAGGGAAGCCGAGCCAUCACCCUGGAGCUCAUGACCCACCCUGGGUACCCCAGUGUCUCACCCACCAGUGGCUGUGGGGAAGGGCCCGAUGCCUUUUCCCAGUCCUGGGAGCGGCUGCAUGAGUUGCAAACUCUGCUGGACCCUGCACUCCACAAUUCCUACCAGCAGAGGAGCAUCAAACUGUGUGCCUUUGAGGACUUAUGAGGCUGGUGGUGAGGCCAGGCCCACCCUCUAAGCCAGGAGGAGCCUGCCUUUCAGCCCUGUCUCCAUCACUUGCCCAAUGGGAGAUCCUGGACAAGUCAAUUCUGUUUCCUUGGCUGGAAAAUGAAGGACUCAGAGGAGGUGUCAAGUCCCAUCUCCAUUUGACAUCCGCUGUUCUAACAGGCAGUCUGGCGUGGUGUUCAAAAGCACUGCCUCUAGAAUCGGGGCCUGAAUUAAAAUCUCACCUGUGCCAUUGGCUCUUCUUGUGACUGUGGGCAGAUCCCUUUUGCUCCAUGGGCCUCAAUGUCCUCACCUGUAAAAUGAGGUCCCUUCUAGCCUUAGAUCUACAACCUCUCCAUAAGACACUGGGGGCAGGAGAGAGCUUACACUUGGAACUUAGAUGCCUGGCCCAUAGCAAAUCAUUUCACUGAUCUGCCUCAGGAAAAUGGGGAUAAUAACCCCUACCUCUCAGAGUUGUUAGGAGGAUCAAAUGAGAUAAUAUAAGUGUUACUCCCUUCCUGGUUUGCUAAGAAGGAAAUGGCUCAGAGAGGGACCCUGUGUAAGGAGGAUCAAGGGUUUGAUGUGUGAUCCUGGAGUUCGCAGGCUGCUACUAAGGGGAGAGGUGUGGUUACAGGGUCCUUCUGCAUUUUAGCAGCUGAAUGAGAGUGGAAUGUACUUUUUUAAAUUAAAUUUUUU